AUGGUGGUCGGUCGUCGAAGUGUCUUGGCACGUGAUUACGAUGUCCCCAAGCGACCCAUAUUCUUAUUGGAUGACUGGGAUAUUGUACAAGGAACAGACGCCGCGGCGUACGUCUCGAGUAGUGUAACAGAUGGUAUUAUGUACGGCACCAACGGGUACGUGGGUGUUCGUCACCGCAGUGAGUCCGAGACCGUCCUUUUUGAAACGAGUGUAUUCAUGAACGGGGCAUACCACAGUGUGCCACUCGACACCUAUAUUGAUAGUGAGGCUUUGCCGGAAGAGAUGCAGGUUGGAGCAACGAUAUGUGGUGUCGACCUUGACUGCCUCAUUGAUGGCGAGUCCGGCACUUUAAGGGCUAUGCCGAUACGGCGUCUCGGUCUACGUGAUGCAGUGUAUCGGAGUAACUGCCACGAUGUGAUUAGCGGGGAUGGUGGACUCAUGUUUGACGGGUCGUACCGUCGCGUAGUUUCCCUGAAUGAGCUAGACUUAUGGGGAGCGGAUAUCGUGUACAGUGGUUUCUCUCUGAACUCCUCGCUUGGUGAUGUGCCGUUGGGUUAUACGUCCACCUCUGCCCACACCAGAGAUAGUUUGGAUGUGGGCUGUAAUGAAGAACACUCUCCAACCUACUUGGUCGAGUUUGUCGUAACACUUAGAGUGGAUUUGGAGGAAUGGUCACUUCUACGGGGAGAAUCUAGUGAUGACAUAUUGGUGCAGUCGCGUUCAUCAGGUGUGGUGGUAAACACAGUCUCACAGGUCACGUGCGUCGUGGACCAUGGUACAAACUCCUCAAAGAUCGUACCGGAGCUGGAAGUAUUGUGUGACACAGAGGACAGUGCCUUCUCUCCCCACGAUCGACCUUUUGCAGCGGCACCAUACAUGAGUGACAGUGAGAGCGACCCGGGUUUCGCUACGCGCCCCCCAUCGUUUUUUGUUCCCCCUCAGGGCCGAUAUAUUUCCUUUAGGAAGAGAUUUCCCUUCACCCUUAGUGCGGAAAAUGUACCGAAACAGGUGACACUGACGUUUUUGGCUCGUCAUCAUACUGACAGUGUGCCACCUCCACGCCCGUUUCCAUCCAUGUCGGACAUAGUAUCACAGCAACGCGACAUGCUCGACAAGUUUUGGAGCAGUUUUCAUAUUGAUUUGCAACUGCAAGAGGAAUUAACGCCAAAUCGUAUGCGUCUUGCCCUUUUAUAUAAUGGCUUUAGGUUGUUUUGUGUAUCCUGUAACCUGCAUAAUGGUAUGCCACGCAGGGGGUACUCAGCAACGAAGACGAACCUUCUAUGUGAUCUUCAACAGUAUUUAUACCACGGCAUCUUCUACACAUUCACGUCACCACCGCACGCUUUGGAACUCAUCAGAAGUUUAUACUUGCUACUUCCACAGGCACGCAAGAACGCACACCGUAUCUCUUUAAAUCAUGGUGCUGUUUUCCCACGUAGUACUAUUAAGGGAACUGAGUGUCGGCAUUACAGUACUGUCAACCAUGCGCGGCUGCACGUAAAUGCUGAAAUUGGAUACGUCAUCAAUAUGUAUUUCACAGCAGUAGAAGACAUUGACAACAGGGACCGUUUAUGGCUUUUGGAACUAAUGCUAGAGACAGCACGAGUGUGGCCACAGUUAGGUGAGUGGGUGGAAAAUGAGGCAGUGUUUCGUCUAGAUAAUAUUGCAGGCCCUGAUGAGUACAAUGGCAGUGCCUCUGGAAAUUUCUACAUUCACCUAUCCGCGAAGAUGCAUCUUCGUAAAGCUCUGAAGCUUUUUGAACGACAACGCGAAAUUAUAGGAGAAGAUGCGAUAUUGCGCUUGUUGAAACAGAUUGACAUGGACAAGGAUGAGCUUCAAAAUUUUGAGGCCACCUCGGAUGGUAUCGUUAUUCGCCGCAAUGACCACCUCGGUGUGUACCUCGUACACGACCAUUUCCACACAUUAAAGGACUGGAAGGGCGAACGUCCGAAACAUCCAUUGUCGAUGAACUAUCACCCACUUGCGAUAUUCUGUCACAAAGUCGUUGAUAUCCCUGAGGUACUUUUAGGUAUGUUGUUGUACCAAGAUGAAUUUGAAAAAGGAGACUUUGUUCGGAAUUUGGCCUACUACGAGCCUCUUUGCACAUAUGACUCCCCGGAGUCACUAGGGGUCGUCGCGGCUAUGGAGUUUAAUGUCAAUGGUUCGUUUGCUCACGGUAUGCCACUGUUGCGCUCAUUGCUGAGCCUUGAUUUGGACAACCUCAUCUACACUGCAGAGGAGGGACUUGAUUUUGGCGCCAUGUCGUCCUCAUGGUUUGCGGUUGCCUGCGGCAUUGGUGGCCUUCGGUUGUGGAAUCGCAACCUUCACCUAGACCCCUGCUUCCCGGCGGGAUUGAGUGCUGUAAGCUUUACGGUAUUUUGGCACGGGGCGACAAUGCGCACUACAAUUGAUACAGACAAGAUCACAUACGAACUCAUCUCGGGAGACAGCCUUCGUUUUGUGCACGGAAAUGGACAUCGGAUCCACCUCCACGUUGGUUUCCGUCAUUGCGCUACCAAAAGGCAAGUGAGUGUCCCUCGGCUGCUCUGCAGCAGACAAGGGGUGUUUGACGGUGCCGUCUUUCUCUGCGAAUCAAUCUUUGAUGACAUCAUGGAUAUCAAUUAUGUGGCGUGGAACAAUACAUUAGAGGCGCUCUUUGAGAACUACCGAACCCUCCACCUCCGAGAAAUACAUCCCUUAACAGCGGAGGAAUUCGUUGAGAAGGUCAUUUACCAGGCCGAGCAUCGUGAAAUUGCGUUUAGUGGCAUUCACAACGUCCUGCUUGACCGCGGCAUCGACAUUGAGUUAGGCUCCCCCGACGACGCUGAGAUCGUGGAGACACGCUACGGCUUAGCGAACGCAAAGGUGGCGGAAAUGGCGGAGAUAUUGUCGCGUGAGAUGCCGCGGGUAAGUGCGUCGAUGCGGACGCUGCUGAAAGACCUUGCUGACAAUGGUAUUGCCCUCGCAGUGGUGACGUACAGUCGAAGCCUCAAGGCGCUGAUGCAGUACAAUCCCGAUGUGAUGCCGCUGUUCCUCGCUAGCAUUGACGGCGAGGAGGCGUACGACAGGCACAUCAAGAGCCGCCCUCACGUUGAUCUAUUCCUGCGCGCCGCGGAGAAGAUUCAUGUGGACCCGUCGCGCUGUGUCGUCUUCUCCUCGCACCUGGACCGCGGCUACAAGGUGAAUGAACUCGCCAGGUUCUGCAUGUUCUUUGACGUGGAGGACCCGUUUGUGGUGGGGCGUGUGGCGCCGCAGCCGUACCCGGUGAUUGGCGCGGAAGAGGCAACGGAAGAAACAGCAGGGCGCGUUGGUGGCCCGCUUAUUCUGCGUCUUCCGAUGGGAGGUUUACCAACGACGAUUGAUGCAUUGGAGGAUAUGCUCUACGAGCAGUGCGCCCCCGGAGCCGAUCGACGCGCAGCAUGA
This is a messenger RNA of Trypanosoma grayi, 3423 nucleotides long. Its product is annotated as glycosyl hydrolase. Bases 1 to 3423 code for a protein of 1140 amino acids. Gene Ontology annotation, biological process: carbohydrate metabolic process. The record is from RefSeq and is a predicted model, not a curated record. NCBI's taxonomy places the organism in Eukaryota, Euglenozoa, Kinetoplastea, Trypanosomatida, Trypanosomatidae. The transcript has a single exon. Gene Ontology annotation, molecular function: catalytic activity.